CAUGAGAUGAAUAUUGCCUGCCUUCUCUUCAACGCAAUUUAGAACCUAAUCACACCAACACCGACUUUAUCGCCUACCAGCAGCAACCCGUAUUCGACCAUGGCUACAGAUGCAGAAAUUAUUACACUCCCAGCGCCAGCACACCCUCAAAACUAUGUGACUAUAUCUGCUCUCGAUGCCGGCUAUCUUACACUUCCGGAGAAGCUGUUUGUCACUGAUGCCGACCCUGAGAAACGAGCAACAGUCCCAUCCCUCUCUUUUCUCAUACAACAUACAUCGAAUCAAAACUCCUCCAACACCGAUAAAUUAGUCUUCGACCUCGGCCUCAAACGCGACUUCUCUGGCUACAGAGAAGCACAAGCCCAUCAUAUUUCACAGCGUCAGCCAACCGUUGUGAGUCCAGACGCCGCCGAUAGUGUCCGAAAAGGGGGUUUGGAUCCCAAGGACGUGGAUACGAUAAUACUAAGCCACGUACAUUGGGAUCACGUCGGUACACCGAGCGACUUCUCAAAUGCGGAGUUUGUAGUGGGAAGUGGGACGAUGCAUUUACUAGCUAAUGGCGGUGGGCCAUUGUACCCUGCCGAGCUCUUCAACCCCGACGAGCUACCUCUUGAGCGGACGCGUGAACUCGUACCUGUUCGUGAAGAAGACAAGGAGAAAGCUUUCACACGGCAAACUAGUCACACUUGGUCGUCCUUGGCGGGUUUCCCCGCUGCAGUGGAUUUCUACGGUGACGGCUCGGUAUAUAUCAUCGACGCGCCGGGUCAUCUUGUUGGGCAUGUCAAUCUCCUUGCUCGGAUAGACCCGAAUAAAUGGGUGUACCUUGGGGGCGAUUGUUGUCAUGAUCCACGGAUCUUAAGUGGAGAGAAGGGAAUCGCAAUGUAUGAUGAUGGCAAAGGUGGGCUGAGGAGUGUGCACGCCGAUACAGACCAAGCGGCUGGAACAGUGAAGAGGAUCGCGCGCUUACUCAAGGAGGGGAAUGUUAGGGAAGAAGGUGGUGCAGAGGUGGAGGUGGAGGUUGUCGUUGCACAUGACAGGGGUUGGGCGGAUAACAACAAGAGUAGAUUUUGGCCUGGACAUCUCUGAAUAAGGGCUUCCCUCAUACCCAUUACACAUUCAUACUAGCAAGAAGAUGCCUCAC
Cucurbitaria berberidis CBS 394.84 is the source of this 1141-nucleotide messenger RNA. Its product is annotated as Metallo-hydrolase/oxidoreductase. The coding region runs from base 100 to 1086 and encodes 328 amino acids. The record is from RefSeq and is a predicted model, not a curated record. The transcript has a single exon. NCBI's taxonomy places the organism in Eukaryota, Fungi, Ascomycota, Dothideomycetes, Pleosporales, Cucurbitariaceae.